CCUGUCCCCCACUCUUCCCCCAUGUCUGCUGGGCAGCUCACCUUGCUGGAGCAGUACCGGGUUGCUUCUUCCUCUGACCUCCAGUCGGUUCUAAAUGUCAUAGUAAACGCUCCUCCCUUCACAUUCGACACGAAUUCGCGUUCAGAGCUCAUUGGCCUCCUUUUGAAGGAUAUCAAAUCAUCCAGAAUUCUACCUAGGGACAACACACUUGCACUGCUUACACUUAAGACCUUGAGUAAGACUGCUGCUGGCUCGGAAACCCUCGGAACUGCUACGAAUCUGAGCGCCCUUCUUGAAAUCGCACUCAGCCUACAAGAGGAGGUAGCGGCAUCAGGAGAGGCUUUGAGAUGCAUUGGAAACGCCUUAUUAGUUGAGCCUGCACGAGCAACGUUCUUGUCGAAGGAAGUGAACGGGCCCAACACCUGUGUGCAUCUUCUGUCGAAAGCCACUAACGCGGAACAAAUAUCUAUCCUGGCUCGCAUCCUUCACUUAUCCACUGCCCAUCCUUCACCCUUCAUCGUAUCCUUGGUCGAGGGCGACCAGCAAAGCCACCCUUUUGUCGAUAUGGUUCGCGGGAAACUCGACCUCUUAGUAAUCAGUCUUCUGUCUGGCAUGAAGAUGGCUCGAGAAGCGAUGGUCGACGUCCUCAAGUUUGCGUCCAACGUGAUCAUACACUAUCCUAAACUGGCAGGUGCCCCGGUCGUCGGGGAGACCUGGAAUCCCAAGUUAGAUCUCAUACUACCGCCAAUAUUGCGAGUGUUCCAUACAUUACCACCGACCUUCCCCGCUCCGAUAUCACCUCCACUCACUCAAGUAUUACAAGCCCUGAUAAAUAUUCCUGUCAAUCCAGCGUUGCGAUCGGAAUGGUAUGGUGGGUCGAUGGAGCUCACCGGAUCGUCUUCACAACAGUCUGUCCCCACGCCAAGCACUCUCAAGGCUCGAAGGAACACUUUCUCAGGGUCCAGUUGGACGCAGACUCCCGUGCGAAGUCCGCAAGACACAUUGCUCCGGGCGCAUGAUUUGCUCGAAAAGGCUCUUGCACACUACUUUCCGGACGUCACCCAGGCAGAUGAUAUCGCUGUCCAAGGAAAAGUCAAAGCGGAGGGAAUCCUGGACUCUCUGGACGACGAACUAUCACCGCUCAUCGUGUUGAUCAUUCGAUUAUGUCAAGCCGAUGAGACUUCCCGGUCACGGACACGCGAAUGGCUUAUUCCAGCCAACCUAGACAGAAGUGCGGCGGCCGGUACUCUGGAGAUGCGGUCGGACCUGCUCGGACGAUGUCUCCGGUUGAUGUCGUGUGUUCAUUUCACACGAUUGAAGGAAACUAUCGGGGAGAUGCUGUUUGUUGUCUGCGAUUCGGAUUCAUCUGUGAUGCAGUCCUCUCUUGGCCACAGAAAUGUGGUUGGAUUUUUGUCCAAGAAGGGGAUAGGCGAUACGGACGUUGAGGCGAAAGAGGAAUACGAUGUUGGUGACGGCGCAGGAAUCAAUCCUGCUGGUGCCAGUUCAAAUGGCAAGAAAGUGCGUAGGAAGUGGACACCUGAGGAGACGCAGAUGCUGGUUGACGGGUGUAAUAUCCAUGGCGUUGGAAAUUGGAAGGCCAUCCUAUCUGACCCAAAUCUGACCUUCUCAAGUCGCUCCCCAGUCGAUCUAAAAGACAGGUUCCGUACAUACUUCCCUGAAGCCUAUAGAACCCAUUAUCCUAACGCACGCACACAUCUCCCUCCCUCGAUCGCUCGAGCCCGUGCCCGAUCAACUUCGCCCUCCGCCCUGGCAUCGUCAUCUUCAUUGGACCCGAUUUCCCCUACCAAGGCCAAAGCCAACCGGUCGACGCAUCCUGAUGGGACACCUCUGUUUCCGUUACCAACACCGUCUCAUCCACGUCGCCGGCCAUUCACCCAAGAAGAAGACAACGCACUUCUAGCGGGAUUCCGGAAACAUGGCGCGGCAUGGGCGGUGAUCGCCAAGGAUGCGCCUGUUUUUGCAGUCACUGGCAGAAGAAGUAUGGAUCUGAGAGACCGGUUCAGGAAUGCGUGGCCCGGCGAAUACGAGCGUGCAGGCUACAAAGCUAGACCUAGGGCUGCUCGCAAGAAAGACAACGCCGAUGCUGCGGUGAAAGACGAUGAAACCCAGCCACCAGAGCGCGGCCGAGGUCGAAUCGGCAGAUCCCACACGGAUGAUGGACCGGUGCCCCCGCGAAUCGCAGCGCUGAGUGCAGGGCCUAGUGCCAGUGCCGGCGGAGGUCCGGUCCGGAGACGCCAGCGGGCGCAUACUAGUCAGGGAUUCCAGACGACAUCCAUGCCAGCCAGUGCCGCGACAUCCGAUGACGAAGGGGUGAUGGGAAAUGCUCACCUGAUGAGCUUUGGCCGGGGUGGUGAAUUUGGGUUCAGCUUCGCCAUGCCGGCCACUGAGGAGUCGGCUUUGGUGGGUGGGAUGCAUAAACUUGAUGUCGCAUCGCCGGCCAAUGCGAGCGAGCAAGACGAAGCAAUGCCCGAUGUGACUCCUUCGCCGUUGUCCUCUCCGCCAUCGCUAUCGUCUCCAGCAGCGGGGCUAGCCCCGAGCAAACUGCAGGCCCAGAUCUUACAUCAGCAGCAGGUGCACAGUCUCGGUGCAAUGCAGCAGCCAGGAGAGACCAUCGGGCGCAGUGCAUGGGGAACGCAGGAUUGGUUAAGUGCAAAUCCAAGGCUAGAUCCAUCGUACGGUACAGGGACGUUCCGUUCGCCGUUUUCUCCGUGGGACACGAGCGACACUACGGGUGAUGCCAGUGGACCAUUCUUCGACGUGUCUCACAGCGUCCUAGAGCGAUAUGAUCUUGCACCUGCACAUCACGUGCAUCAUCAUCAUCACCACAGUCCAGGGCAGUCGGCAGCCUCCACGCCCCAUGGAUUCUCGUCACCGGCUCUGUCUUUCCAUUCUGCGUCACUGUCACUCAGCGAUGUGCACACAUCGAGUGAAACCGGAACCGUGGAUGGGGACUGGGACAGUGUGUUCGAUGAACAGCUUUCAAACACCGGAGAGUACGAAUCUGAGCCGGGGGGAGGAACGUCGAGUUGGGGCGGUGGGUUCCGGGGGUUCACGCACCACGUGAACACAGCAGGGGAUCUUAUAUUCGGGGCCAGGACUCAUCAGCCACCGUGGAGUGGCUUUGACUUGUGGACCCGGCCCGGUGGCCUAGCUGGGAUCGCUGAAGCCCCAAGGGGAGGCAAGUUGGAGGAAGAUACGGGCCCUGAUCCUGCCGAAGAAGACAAAGUGGGAUUGUUCCCACUGGAUGAUCUUGUCGACCUUCCGAAUGAUCCGCCAGAUUCCGAAAUGGAUGGAAACGCAGUAGACUCGUUUGAACCACCUGGCACGCCACAGACACAAACGCGAACGGUGCACAUCCACCACCAUCACCAUCAUCAUCAUCAUUACGCAAAUGCUGCUGCAGCAGCUCGUUCCACGUCUGUCCCACCAGACCUGCCGCCGACUGGGCUAGAUCCAACACUUCUUGCUAACCAGAAUUUGCCGUUUUUGGAUCUGCAUUACAACGCAGCUGGGCCUGCGUCCACAUUCCAGCAGAUGCAUCUAGAGGGAUGGCAAGCACUUGAUCUGGCACGAGCCAGCUCAUCGUCAGGAAUUUCUCCCGCUGUAUUCUCACUUCCCGUCGCUCCACUUGCGCCGCCACCAGCCACGAGUGCUUUGUACAAACAGGCCCCGCCUCGCCCGUUGAUGCGCAGCGUCAGUGGCAGUGGUCAUGCCCAUGGAAUGAAUCAGCCCGUUACCAGCACCAGCAUUAACCCCGCCACCAGACACCAGCGACGUCAGAGUGCUGCGAGCGUUAGGCCGCAGGAUGUGCUGUUGCAACCCGUUGCUCCAGGGGCAAGCUUGAAGGGCAAGAGGAAGCGAGCCAGCUGGGAUGGUGGCGCCUGGUAGCUUUGAUCCUCGCCUUUUCCCUAUUCAGAGUCAUCAUUCUCAUCCACAUUGUCGUAUCACUGCAUUUCAUUUGCACCCUCAACUCGUUUUAGCUCUCACUAUCUCAUCUUCCUCUACUUACAGUCUCAACGCAUGCCACAGUCAUUGACCAAUUCAUCGGAUUCUUACGUGUAUGGUCGCAAGAUGCCCGAUGAAGGACGUUGUGUCGAAGCAGCAACGCCGGAAGUUCAAACCGAGGGCUUGGGCAGAGAGUUUGCACGUGACUGGUUUCAUGACAAGCCUGGACAGCAAACAACGCUGCUUGUUCGAGCCGAUCAGACCGACAACGAGUGUGUACUCAAUCGAGCAUUUCUCGGACGGGUAUAGGAAAAUUGGGGGUCGCGGACGGGAGCUGGGGCUGAGAAGCAGGGGGGAUGAAAAUCGAAUCGGCAGAUGGACUGGCCCAUAGUGCCCGAGGGCGCCGACUGACAAGUGCGCGCAUGAUAAGACAAAAUACUGAGAUUGUGCAGGCCGUUGUACAUGUGACUUUGGGCAUGCUUUUCGGCUGCUUUUUUUUGUAGCAGUCGAGAGGGAGGCCAAAAGUGGAGCGGAAGAGUAUGAAAUAGCUGAGCGAGGCACAAGAUUACAAAGGCACGGGAGUCGGCACACGGCGGGUGAAUAUAUUUUGAAUCGAUAUCGGAAUCUUUUUGGCCGAAACAUGGGCCAAAUCUUCGUCGCCUGGCAACGCCGGUUCCGCUCUCUCUCCCAUGUCUGCUGGGCAGCUUACCCUGCUCGAGCAGUACCAGACCGCAUCCUCACCUGACAUCCAACCGGUCCUCAAUGCGAUUGUAAAUGCUCCCGCUUUCACCUUCGACGCGGAGUCGCGUACACAGCUCAUCGGUUUACUUCUGAAAGAUCUCAAGUCGUCUAAGGGCAGGAUAUCCUCGAAGGACAACGGACUUGCCUUGCUCGCGCUGAAGAACUUGGGCAAGAACCCCACGGGCUCUGAAUUACUCGGGAAUGCGACAAACCUGACCGUCCUGCUCGAUAUCGCUACCUCUCUCAAAGACGAUCCUGACGCAUCAUGUGAGGCUUUAAGAUGCAUAGCCAAUGCAAUGCUGCUCAUAGAACGUGCUCGAAUCGCCUUUGUGUCGAAGGAAGUGAAUGGGGGAGAUAUCUGUGUAAAUCUUCUGCAGAAAGCGACCAACGCCGACCAGAUAUUUAUCCUGGCUCGCAUUCUUUUCUUAUCCACUGUACACGCCUCACCCUUUAUUGUAUCCUUGGUCGAGGAUAAGCGCCACGGCCAUACUGUUGUGGACGUUGUUAGCGGCAAACUCGAUCUCUUAGUAAUCAGUCUUCUGUCUGGGACGAAGAUGGCGCGGGAAGCGAUGGUCGACGUCCUCAAGUUCGCGUUUAACAUUCUCAUGCACUAUCCUAAGCUGGUCGACCCCACGGAAGGAUUGAAGGUCAUCGGGGACGCCUGGAGUUCCAAGUUAGAUCCCAUUUUGCCGUCGUUAUUGCGUGUGUUCCAUGCCCUGCCACCGACGUUCCCCGCUCCGAUAGCGCCUCCGUUGACCCAUGUCAUACACACACUGAUCACCAUUCCGGUGAGCCCGGCCUUGCGAUCGGAAUGGUUCGGAGGGACCCCGGCCUCUAGUGGAUCGUCGUCACCGAAAGCAAUUCCUGUGGUCAAAGCCAGGCGAAAUGCCUCCUCCGGCUCCAGUCGGACUCAAUCUCCCGUGCGAAGCAAUGGCAGCGGUGUCGCCGGCUCUCCCAAGCCCAGUACUUUGGACCGGGCCUUGUCGGUACUUUCGGCCGGUCGGUUGUCACGAUCUCCAUCGCCUAUUCCCCCUUCCAAAGGCCCCCAAGAUACGUUAGUGCGGGCUCACGACUUGCUUGAUAUCGCGCUGUCGCAUUACUUUCCGGAUGCGACCGAUGCAGACGAUAUCAGUGUGCGGGAGAAAGUUAAGGCGGAAGGCGGCUCGGAUUCUCUGGAUGACGGGCUUUCCCCACUCAUCGUACUCAUCACCCGACUGUGUCAAGCGGACGAGAAUGCUCGAACACGCACACGGGAUUGGCUCAUUCCCACAGACCUCGAUCGAAGUGCGGCGGGUGGGAAUCUGGAGACGCGGACAGACACACUGGGCCGAUGUCUUCGACUGAUGUCCAGUGUCUAUCACUCCCGUGUCAAGGAUUCGAUUGGGGAGAUGCUCUUUGCCAUCUGCGAUUCCGACGCGUCGGUCAUGUCAGCCCUGCUUGGCUACGGCAACGUUGCUGGCUUCUUGUUCAACAAGGGCAUCAUGGCUGCGCCACCUCCACCGAGCGGAACGAGCAGUGCCGCUUCGGCCGUCGAGGCCGCCUCGGCCGAUAAUAUCAACCCGAUCACAGGCACAGCACAAGCUCCUCGACCACCAGAGCCCGAGAUGACCCAGGAGGAAAAGGAACAGGAGAUGGAAAAGCUCUUUGUGUUGUUUGACCGUCUGGAGAGAACUGGGGCGAUUCCUCCCAGCCAAAAUCCUGUCCGCAAGGCCAUCGAGAAAGCGGCUAGUGGUGCUGUCCCUGAAAGUAAACCUGAUGAUGGCGACGAUGAUUGAACGACGUCUCUCCGAUACCCGUAUCCUAUCUCACACUCUUUUUCUUGCUGCAUAUAUUAUAUACAUUUAAUGUCUUGUAUAUCUACGAACGCAAUGUCACGACUGUAAAGGCAUCUUGAUCAAGUUGGUAUCUCUCAGAUAACUCCAUCUGAUCUGAUCAGCAGUUAUUCACGUGAGACAACAAUCCUUGUUCCAUCCCACUGCCAGGACCCAUGAAACGGCGGGCCAACAAAUCCAAAAAGGUUCCAAAUGUCCGUCUACGUCCCGCCCAUCCUUCGGCCGUAGCGCGUGCAGCACGCAUCCCAGAACGCGAGAACUCCGAAUGCUUCAUCCAGGAUAGCCAGAUUGUGGGGAGUGAUGACACCGUCAUGUUAUCAGGCUCGUGUCCAAGGCCAUUUAGACACGUAGUAGUGUGUGCCACGGGCGUGGCGGACAAGACUUCUCUAUUUAAACUUGCGCUUGAGCUCGGUGCGAGCAGCGUCAGCGCGUUCACGGACCGUGUCACACAUCUCGUUGCCGAGGCACCUGGAGGGCCGAAAUACCAGUGUGCGUUGGAACGCAAGAUUCCCAUCUUACAGCCUUCCUGGAUUCUUGAAAGCCAUCGUAUUUGGCAGCACGGCGACGAUGUCGAUCUCGACGAGAGUGUCGCCAUACAUCGUCUUCCGAUAUUCUCUGGAGUCACAUUGUGUAUAUCUGGCAUAACUGACCUAGUUCGAAGGACGAAAAUUAGCAAGCUAAUCAAUCAGCACGGAGGAACGUAUGUCAAGAAUCUAGAACGACCUGUGUGUGUCACGCAUCUGCUAUGCUCGGGCGAGGACGAAACAGAGAAGAUGCGGUACGCGGAGAAGUUUAACGAACGGGGGGAGGCAAAGCCACCAAUUCAACUGGUCUGGGAGGAAUGGUUCUGGGAUUGUGUCGAGUUCGGUGGUCGUUUCGACGAGACUCGCUAUCAAGCACGGCUGCCCAGACCAGAACGGCGAGUCACGACGGUGAUAUCUGAUGUCAACGUCGAGCCGACCCCUGUGGAACUUUCAAGUGCUUACGACGAAGAAGGCGAGGAAGAUGAAAUCGUGCAGGUCCAGCGCUUGCCUGCUGUCACACUACAAGUGUGGGGCAGUUUGCUCAAGAAGCGCGGAUACGAGGUUGCCGGGAGUGGCUUGAUGCUCAGCCCUGGCAAGGCGAGGGAACUGGUUCUGAAGCGACGCCGCGAGCAAGCGAAAGAGGCCGAAGAGACAUUGGCUGAAGGGCAGAGUGUACUGUCUAGUUUCCGACGAGCGAAUUCCCUGGUGGUUCCCCGAGCUGGAUCAGUUCCUCCCGAGAGUGUCACUGCAGGUCCCAGUCGGAUACCGUUUGCUCGUGCGGCGAGUUCGAGAACUCCUGUCAAUCACACGGAGCCCCAGGCUGUCGAGGGAUCCAAGAACAAUGUACCUGGAGUCUUUUCUGGAUUGAGAAUCCUACUCCGGGGAGAGACAGAUACGAAUAAGGUGCAAGAAGCAGUUCACCAAGCCGGGGGAACUCUGGUUCAUGAUUCAGAAACGGCGGAUUUCAUCGUCGUUCGGUUGGUCAGCGGAAGUGCACUUUAUCGCGCGGAAACCUCUGAAAGGCUGCAAGAACGAUACAGAACAGAUUGCUGGCUGGAGCACUGUCUUUUCAAGGAAGCACUUUGUGACGUGGACUCGAAUCCCUGUUUUGCGCCACUGGAUAUAGAGACACCCGUCCCAGAUGCAGACAAGAUCGUUUUCAGCUUUUCGGGACUGGACGCUGCGGAGACAUGUUGGAUCCAGCGACUUGUCAAGGCUUUAGGCGUGACUCUGGCGAAUGUUUUCUCACGGCAAUCGACGCAUCUGCUCUGUCCUUCGGCGGCAGGAAGCAAGUUCCAAUAUGCUAUGCAGUGGAAAAUACCGGUUGUAGACAUGGGUUGGCUGUUUGAGAUGAGGCGGACAGGCGUUGUGCCAUCAGUGCAAGCCUAUCUCGUAGAUGAUCAGCAAGCAGUCAAGGAGAAGAAGAGUGAGAUCCAAGAAAUCACCAAAAGUUGUGACAGUCAAGAGGAAGGAGUACUGCCGCCUCAAUCUCGUUCUGUCUCAUUUGAAGAAGUCGGGGUUGGGCCAGCGCUUUCCUUUGGCAAAGCACGGGGUCUGUCGAUAGAACCACCAAGAACCCCCAGUCCGGUGAAACGACAUCAGUCUACACCGGCGGAGUCAUCCAAGAGUGGUUCAAAUCGAUCACUCGUGAGACGAACGACGAGCACUGCCGCUCCCCGUGCUGGAGUGCUAUCCUCGUCUCCGAAUGCAGUCGUGCCUUCAUCGGUCUCGCCCUCACCACUUCGAAGAGGUGCAAGCGUAUCUCCGCCUAAAAUGUCGGAAGAACGUGCGCGAGUUUUGCAAGAGAGCAUGGUUUCGCUGCUUGGGAAACGCGCAGCCACUCCAGAGGAUGCGACGAGUAGUCGAGCAGCCAAACGAGGUCGACCGGCCCGGCAACCGCAAUCGCGCCAGCCCUCGGAUGCCUUGCCGGUGAUGGUCGUCGACAAAACCGUUGUGAAUAACGAGAUGAUAUUCACUGGCAGUCAAGUGACGUAUGAGCCAUUAGAAGGGCUCAGUGUGGGAAGCGCAGAUGAGCAGAGUCUGCAAGUUUUGUACGAGGAUCCGGCUCAGCUUGCUGAGCAGCAGCGCUUGGCAAAUUUGUUGGGUGCUUCGAUGGAUAACGGGAAGAAACGACCGCGUAGGACAACACGGAAAGGGACUCGCUAGCGAAUAUGUAACAUAUCCAAGUAUUCAGAUCUUCUAU
Mycena citricolor is the source of this 9266-nucleotide messenger RNA. NCBI's taxonomy places the organism in Eukaryota, Fungi, Basidiomycota, Agaricomycetes, Agaricales, Mycenaceae. The record is from the annotation of a GenBank genome assembly.